Messenger RNA from Toxotes jaculatrix (banded archerfish), 2400 nucleotides. RefSeq names its product lethal(3)malignant brain tumor-like protein 4. Gene Ontology annotation, biological process: regulation of DNA-templated transcription. The record is from RefSeq and is a predicted model, not a curated record. Gene Ontology annotation, cellular component: nucleus. The transcript has 18 exons. Bases 98 to 2074 code for a protein of 658 amino acids. NCBI's taxonomy places the organism in Eukaryota, Metazoa, Chordata, Actinopteri, Toxotidae. Gene Ontology annotation, molecular function: zinc ion binding; protein binding.
GGCGCAUGCGCCAUGACCUCUCCGUAUUUCCGUGUAGUGGAGCUGUCAGCAGUCUGAGGCGGAUCACCACACACGAAAAGAACCAAAGAAGAAGAAGAUGAAGAACAAAGUCAGCAGCACUCAAGUUAGUGUAAAGAGACGGUCCUGGUCCUGGCAGCAGUACCUGAACGAACAGAAAGCAGAAGCUGCUCCUCUGACACUGUUUACACAGUCCCAGUCCUUUCCCAGUAGGAAAACUGGUUUUAAAGUUGGGAUGAAACUGGAGGGCGUCGACCCACUGCACCCAUCCAUGUUCUGUGUGCUGACGGUCGCUGAGGUGAUUGGCUGUCGGCUGCGUCUCCAUAUCGACGGGUACUCAGACUGCUAUGACUUCUGGGUAAAUGCUGAUUCAGCAGACAUCAGACCAGCAGGCUGGUGUAGAGACCACAACCACAAGCUCCACCCACCUAAAGGUCACAGUGACACAGACUUUGACUGGCAGAUCUACCUUCAGUCCACAGGCUCUCAUGCUGCUCCUCUGACCCUGUUCACCUGUCGCACUGCAGACUGUGGGUUCAGGGUGGGGAUGAAGUUGGAGGCGGUCGACAGGAAGAAUCCUGGACUUGUCUGCGUUGCUUCCGUCGCAGACGUCGUCGAAGAUCGGUUCCUGGUCCACUUCGAUAACUGGGAUGACACGUAUGACUACUGGUGCGACAGCAGCAGUCCGUACAUCCAUCCUGUCGGCUGGUGUGAAGAACAGGGACGACCUCUGACCGCCCCUCAGGGUCAUCCAAACCCUGAGAGCUUCCUGUGGGAGGAGUACCUGCAGGAAACCUGCUCCGCUGCUGCUCCCAGUUCAGCCUUCACACUGAGAGCUCCACAUGGUUUCCAGGUGGACCACAGAUUGGAGGCUGUUGACAGGAGGAAUCCCAUGUUGAUCCGCGUCGCCACGGUGACAGAUACAGAUGACUACAGGGUGAAGAUUCAUUAUGACGGCUGGUCGCAGCAGUUUGACGUCUGGUGUGACAGCGACCUCUGUGACCUUCAUCCCGUUGGCUGGUGUCAACGCACAGGACACCCACUGGAACCCCCCCCAGGCUCCUCCCCCGUCCCUUCCCCCUCACAGGGUGUCUGUCCCACUCCAGGCUGCAGAGGGGUUGGACACAUUAAAGGAGCCAAAUACACUGGACACCACAGUGCCUUCGGCUGUCCAUACUCAGAUAUUAAUAUGCGUAAGGAGGUGGUGCUCCCUGAUAGGCUGGGAGGAGAGCGAGUCGUCACCCUGGUACCUGUCACCGUGCGUCAGUCAGACAGGAGUGGUGUUGACGUGAAGACAGAACUGAGCGAUACUCUGCUGCUUCCACUGGGGAAGAGAAAAAGACUGACAGACAGAAUCUCUCAGCCAACCAAAUUCCUUCAUAUGAAACAGGAAGAGGAGGAGCUUCACCUGAGAGCCCUGGGACCAGCAGCAGCAGCAGAGUCCAGUCUGCAGGCUGCCCUCCACCAGUCUGUCUUCCUGUCGGCCAUGUCGGCGCAGCCAGGCCGCGACCUGUCACUGUGCUGGGAGCAACACCGCAAACUGCUGCCGGGCGUCGCCGGGGUCCAUGCCGAGACUGUCCAACAGUGGAGCGUCCAACAGGUGUCCGAUUUCAUUGAGUCUCUCCCUGGUUGUGAGGAACAGGCAAAGCAGUUCAGAGACGAGCAAAUUGAUGGGCGGGCCUUCCUCCUGCUCACCCAACGGGACAUCGUGAGGAUCAUGUCAAUCAAACUCGGUCCUGCCCUCAAGAUUUACAACUCCAUCCUGAUGUUCAAACACGCCGAAGACAGCAGCCAAUCACGCGCUGAAAACAGGAACCAGUCACACUCUGAGGUAAGGAGCCAGUCACACAGUAAUGACAGGAACCAAUCAGACACUGAGGAUAGGAACCAAUCACACGCUGAGGACAGGCAACAAACAGACACUGAGGACAGGAGCCAGUCACACGCUGAGGACAGGCAACAAACAGACACUGAGGACAGGAGCCAGUCACACACUGAGGAUGGGGACUAUUCCCACACGGAGGACAGGAAGCGGUCUCACACCACUGACACCUGACACCUGCAACUCAUGACGAGCCAAUCCAGAAAACACCUGAUUGUAGACUUCGCCGCUCCCCCCGAUCCAUGGGCAGGACUUUGUUUUCUAUCCAAUCGUGUGUCAGAUUGAACUUUCUGAUGUCAUAAGAAUGAUCUCAGGCGUGUUUCUCUAGAAGUUGUCAAGUUGUCAUGUUGGAAAAAACAAAAUGAAACAAAUAUGUUCUGUCACAACACCUGAGCUCCAUUUCAGGCUCUGCCUCUGUUCAGGGGCGGGGCUUAAUACAGGUGUCCUUGAUAAGACUGAAACCUGAACCUCCUUAGACUCAACUCACUGAAACCAGAACC